Molecule: messenger RNA, 4741 nt
Organism: Limanda limanda (common dab)
Lineage: Eukaryota; Metazoa; Chordata; Actinopteri; Pleuronectiformes; Pleuronectidae
Gene: ddhd2
Product: DDHD domain containing 2
Exons: 18
Coding region: 397-2679 (760 amino acids)
Cellular component (GO): COPII-coated ER to Golgi transport vesicle
Molecular function (GO): protein binding; triacylglycerol lipase activity; metal ion binding
Source: RefSeq, a predicted model, not a curated record
CGUCGUCUGACAGGAGGCUGUCCUUGGUAGCACAGCUAGCUACUGCGAGCUAAACAACGAAAACAACUCCGCUCCAACAAGCCUGCUGACCGGAUGUGAAGUGAUCGGUGAGAUUUAAGUCCGGCACCUGUUAACGCUGGAAACCAGUGUGUGAGCACUGGGAAUGACAACCAGUGUCAGACCCCCAGCAGCCAGCUAGCAUGCACCUCAGCGUGAGCAACCUUUGGCCUCUGGGAUGUGUGUGUUGUCUUCUCUGGACAUCAACACAAGCUAUCGAGAGGCAACGUUAGCGGGUGUGUAGCUUUGAUUGAGAAAACGUCAAGAACACACACGCUGACACAAGUCGUGGAACCUCCACUGUGUCAGAGGUGAGGGUUUGGUAAAGUCUUGGACUAAAUGUCCUCCAGUCCCGGUGAGGAGGGGCGUCUUCCUGAGGCUGCCCCAAACAGCCACACCCCAGACCGGUUUGACAGCCCCGCUGAGACCGAGGCUACAGGGAACACACCUGAGGAUCAGGUGUCGCCUGUGUUGGACAAGGCCUCUCCUUCUUCUACUACCUCCUAUGAGAUUCUCGACAUGGAGGCAGUCCCAGCUCCUUACAGAGAAGUGCAGCCUCACUGGUUCUUCUGUCGACAGGCUAAUGACAACACCUCCUGGCUUCCUUUCAGCAGAGAAGACUCUGACAAACUAGAGAUUGCCUGCAACUCUGCAGAUGAGGGGGAGGUGGUGGUGGCUGUGGACGGAGAGCGGUAUGAUGUGCACGUCAUGGAGAGGAAACGCUACGCUGUGUACUGGGAGCAAGGUCCCACAGAAGUCCGCCGCUGUACCUGGUUCUACAAAGGAGAUAAAGACAUCAUGUUCAUGCCUUACUCUGAGGUCUUCAGCCAGCGCCUGGAGGAGUCUUAUAUGAUAGCAGUGACCUUGGACGAAUGGAAGACGAAACUAGACUUUCCCACUGGAGAGAGUGUUAUCUUACACAAUCCCAAACUUAUAAUGCAAUAUCAGCCAAUUGGAAUGCAAGAUGAGUGGAUGUCCUCCCCCUCAGAGCAGACCCGACCACGAACAGUCAAAAGGGGGGUAGACAACAUCCCUGUAGAGAUACCUGAAGGUGAACCAGAAAAGGUGGACCACCUUGUCUUCAUGGUGCAUGGCAUUGGUCCUGCGUGUGACUUGCGCUUCAGAUCCAUCAUUCAGUGUGUAAGUGACUUCAGGAGUGCUUCCCUGUCCCUCCUGGCCUCCCAUUACAAACGGGCUCAGCAAGAUGGCCAGGUGAACAGAGUUGAGUUCCUCCCAGUCAACUGGCACAGCGCUCUACACGGCGAUGCAACUGGUGUGGAUGAGGACAUCCAGAGGAUCACUCUUCCCAGUAUCAGCAGACUGAGACAUUUCACCAACGACACUUUGCUGGACCUGUUUUUCUAUAACAGCCCCACCUACUGCCAGACCAUAGUGGACACAGUAGCCUCAGAGAUCAACAGGCUACACACCCUCUUUAAACAGCGACACCCAGAAUUCAGCGGGGCAGUUUCAGUAGUGGGCCAUAGUCUGGGUUCACUGAUCCUGUUUGAUCUGCUAACCAACCAGAGGACUAGAUCAGGGUCCACAGAUGGGAUGCCUUCCGAGGAGUCGUAUCAUUUGAACUGUGACACAUUGGAGCAGACUCUGACCAGACUGGGCCUCCAGCAAUACCUGGAUACACUGCAGGCUGAAAACCUUGACCUGGAAUCACUGUCUCUUUGCAACGACAGUGAUCUCAAAGUGUUAGGAAUUCCUCUUGGACCUCGGAAGAAGAUCCUGAAGUACGCCAAAAGAAAAUGGUUUCCAGAGGGCUGUAAGACAGGGACUGUGCUUCUGCCACCCGGGUUGGAAUGUCCACCCCAAGUCACCAAUGAUCAGGAUGGUAAUCAAUCCUCAGGUGUGACGCCGCAGCAGGCCCAGUUUCAUAGGGCGCAGUCUGUCACCAGCGCCGUGGAAUAUGAAUACUUCGACGUGGGAAUCGGACAGGUAUCUAUUGAAUACCCACAGCUAGCGUUCCGCCCUCAGACAUUUUUUGCAUUCGGCUCUCCCAUUGGUAUGUUCCUCACCGUUCGUGGACUGAAACGCAUCGACCCAAACUACACCUUCCCCACCUGCAAGAGCUUUUACAACAUCUACCACCCGUACGACCCUGUGGCCUAUCGGAUAGAGCCCAUGAUUGUCUCAGAGGUGGAUCUGGAGCCCAUGCUAAUCCCUCACCAUAAAGGCCGCAAGAGGAUGCACCUGGAACUGAAGGACAGCUUCACCCGAAUGAGCAUGGAUUUGAAGAACAAUGUCUUGGGAUCAUUACGGACGGCCUGGCAGUCUUUAGCCAGACUCCCUUCUGCCGCAGCACUGCCCCCGGUGGAAGAAGGGGAUACUACAAUAGAUAGAAACCUUGAGGAGAAGCAAGGAGUUUUUGAGGAAGCAGAGUCCUCAGUGUCAGCAGAGCAGGCAGAGCAGCCAGAGAUAAACGUUGGCAGGUUGAAUGGAGGACGAAGGAUUGACUAUGUGCUUCAGGAGAAACCCAUUGAGAGCUUUAACGAAUACCUGUUUGCCAUCCAGUCACAUCUGUGUUACUGGGAAUCGGAGGACACAGCUCUCCUCCUGCUGAAGGAGAUCUAUGACAAGCAGGGUGUGGCCUUUGAACAGCCUCAACAGUAAUACAAGUUUUUACGAGCGUGAACUGAUGAGACAAGAGAGAGAAGGAAGGACAAUUGACAGAGCAAGCGGCUGCAUAACCUUCCUCAAGAAUGCCUUACCGUCUGGUUUUUACCUGACUCCACCAACCGUGGAGACUGUUCAGCUGUGCUCAGGAGAUUGUGUCCCAGACAUGUCAGUCAACCUUCAGCUGAGGUAGAGAUGGCCUCUUUGUGCUGAUGAAAGUCUCUCUGCAGGAUUGGGUUUCAAAUCCACCCUCACAACACAACUGAUAGCACUUUUCUUUUAAAAAAAUUAAAGUCAUUGUUUAUUUAAUGCUACUUUGCACUUUCAUAUUGUAACAAUUAUUGAUAAAUCAUGCUUAAAGCUGCAGCUCCAUAAUAUUGAAAAUAGAAUUGCUCAAAAUAUCACACAGUACACAUUCAUGAAAGGGAAAACACACGUCAGACUGGAAUCGUUCUCAGCUAGCAUACCGUACAUAUAUGUAUAUAUAUGUGUGGUAGGUGACAAAAAUAUAUUCCAAAAAAAAAUCCCAUUAUAAAAUCUAGAUAGCAAAUCAUAUAAAAUUUGAUAUAUUUGGUAUCCUCAUUGUACAGCCUCCAAAACUGAAAUAAAGAAAUGUAAAAAUAUGAUUAUGAUAAAUGUCUGACAUUUUAAACCUUAACCUGUCCUGAAAAAGGAGAUAUUAGAGCACAAACCCGGUCAGGUGGUUUCAUUUGAUCCACUAUGAUAUUUUAAGUUUGUAAUUGGUAAAAUUCGUAUUCAAACUUUGUCUGUUUGGUUUGCUGGCAGCUCCUUUUUCAUCUAACAGAUGAAGUCGUGCACUGACUCUAAAUGGAAGUGAAGUUCAUCUUGCCUUCUCAUAGCAUUUCUGUUUCAUUUAAAAUAUGAAUUUGAGAUCAUUCACAUCUACUUCAGUGGAAAGAAGUCACCCUAAUGAAGAAUUGUAUCAGAAAUGAAAUACAGAAAUGCCGGUGCUUUAAAGGACAAGCUGGUUGUCUUUACAUUGUGUAUGUAUGUGUAGUGGGUAAGGUAUUUAAUUGCAGUGUGCAAUAUAUACAAAAAGGCCAGUCCCACAUUCUCUCCUCCAGGUCUUUGCCAUUCCUCAUGUAUCAUUCUUUGCUUUCUGCUCAGCCGCAGUUGACUCGAGGAGUAUUUUGCUGUAAGGCUGUAAAAAACAGAAUGGGACCUGACUAAUUUCUGCAAAACCUAAGGUCCAAAUCCCACAUGUCACUCAUCAUCUGUUCCUUUGUAUAAAGGGGUUGUAUAAUCACCACCUCUAACUCUAUUGCAUGCACUUUGUUUUGUUCUGAAAGAGCUGAGUUUCUCUACGUUUGCUGGUCCUGACAAAAAUUUUGCUCCCAAUAUUUACAUGUUUUUUAUGGGCCCAGCAAUAAGAGAAUUUUCACUUUGAAAUCUAUUGGAUUUGAUUUGAAAAGCAUGAUAAAUGGAUUUCAAUAGUGUGUUCCAAAGGUAAUAUGAUUUAUUUUUUAAUGAAUAUAUAUAUUUUAAAAUACCAGUAUAUCAGUGUUAGAAAUAUCUCAGAUCUGCAUUUGCUCACAGGGCAACGUGAAGUCCAGAUUAAAAAGUUGAGAAACUCUCUCUUUGUUAGAGUGGUUGGACUUUAUGAACUCCUAUGUUAUGCACUGUCAGGGCAUCACUGCCCCCACCACCAAAGCUCUGGAUGAUCUGUAUCUUAGCUCACUGGGUGUAGCAUACGCACAAUUUACAUAAUAACCAAAUGGGGUUGUUCAUUUCACUUCUUCCACUGAACACUAAGUUAUAAUGUUGGAGUGAUUUCCUAGACUUUACCUAUGUCUUUGUUUCUGGAAAUUCUAGUAUCUAAUCAGUCAAACAGGACUUAAUGGAUCAUGGUUUCUCUUCCUUAACAUAACUACUGUUUUUGGAUUUGAUACUUAUAUCUUGAUACAUGUGCAAAAAAGGGUGUGUCCUCCUGACACGUUUUGUCUAGCUCUUCUGUUAUUGACAGAAAACUCUAUGGAUGGUUACAUUAUGUAAUAUGUAACUUACAUAUUAUAUGUGCCAUAAUAAAACCUCAAAAAUG